AUGGCCAAUGGCACGUACCGCCUUCCAAGGGCACUAUCGGUCGCUGUACGCGUGAUCGACCUUUCGCUACUGAAAAACGUCAAUCUGCCUAUCAUGCGACGCAAAAUUGAUAUCGAUGCUCAUGAGCAGGAGGUUACGCGCCUUUAUCAGAAUGGAACCCCUACAGACACAAUCAAGGCUCUCCUCAAGGGCCGAGGCGUUACGAUCUCAGAUCGCACGCUCCGACACCGGCUGGAAGAGUGGGGUCUCCGUACGCCUCGGGUGAGAACGUAUGUACCUCCACACCCCGUAGAGUGGCUAUGGGUCUAA
Messenger RNA from Penicillium chermesinum, 309 nucleotides. RefSeq lists its product as uncharacterized. NCBI's taxonomy places the organism in Eukaryota, Fungi, Ascomycota, Eurotiomycetes, Eurotiales, Aspergillaceae. The record is from RefSeq and is a predicted model, not a curated record. The coding region runs from base 1 to 309 and encodes 102 amino acids. The transcript has a single exon.